Molecule: messenger RNA, 4086 nt
Organism: Galdieria sulphuraria
Lineage: Eukaryota; Rhodophyta; Bangiophyceae; Galdieriales; Galdieriaceae
Product: NuA3 HAT complex component NTO1
Exons: 4
Coding region: 22-4050 (1342 amino acids)
Biological process (GO): regulation of transcription by RNA polymerase II
Source: RefSeq, a predicted model, not a curated record
AGUAAUAAGUUUGCUAGGGUUAUGCCCUCCUCCUCAAGGUCCAAAGUGACAAAUUCGAACCGAAGUAAGAGGCGAAGGAAAACUCUCUCUUCAACUCAUAGUGUUUCAGACCCGUCAGUGGAAAGCAAAGAACUGAAUAAGUUACACGACGCACUGGGUUCAAAAUUUUCAUCAGAGAGAAACUGCGGUUUGGAGGCAAUGGAGUCUUGCAGUACUGACAAAUUCGAACACAAAGCUACACUUGAAGGCAUUCCCAGUCCUUUUGCUUCAGAAGAAAGCGUACGAGAAAACGUAGAAACCUUUUUUGGGUGCAGAGACCAUAAAUCCGUGAGCAAGGCGAACUCUGUUGAGGUGCAGAAGGCGCACCCUUUGUUUCUACCUAAGAAUGCAAGCUAUUCCUCAGAGAACCAAGUGUCGGAAGAAGAUACAACUACUAUACGGAGUAGGAGAAGAAAGUGGAGUUUAGAAGAAAGAAACAACUUCAUUUCAUAUUCUGAUAAGGACGCCUGUAGCUUUAUUGGCGCGUUGUUCCGUUUGAAGUUUCAUUCUGGCUACUUUAAGAAUGAAGUGACUUCUUCUUGUAAAGACGUUCCUUGUCUUGAAGAUUUCCAGGAAAAUGAAGAGGAGAAGCAGUUUUUGGUAGAAAACAUUGUAGAAGCCGUUUUUCCAAAUUGUUUGAAGGGUGUAUGGAACCAGGUACUUACAAAUAAUUGUCUAGAGAGCAUUUUUGGCUCAUCAAUGGAAUGUUUACCUAAAAAUGCGGAGGAAAUGUGGAAGUGGACUCCAACAAGGUUUCUAACUGGUUCUAUUAGAGAAUGGCAGCUAUCUUUUUUGGAACAUUUACAAGCAAGUAUAGAUGAAUUGAAGUAUACUCCGUUUCAUCGUGGGCGAUAUUAUCGUUUUAAUUGGUUGAAAGACGAAGCGUUUUUGGUGAAUAUCGACAAGGAACAGGCGAAGAAGUGUAUCGAAGAAUUACUACAACAAUACCAUAUUGAUACCAUAGACUCUCUUCGCCAAGCAACUGUUGAAGAUAUGUUGUUAAGAGAGGGUUACCUAAUGCCAGAUAAAUCUACAGCACUGAUUUGGCAUCCUUCAUUAAAAAGAGAAGUAAAGCCAGAUAGUUCCUUUUUGAAGGAAUUUGACCGUUUGAGUGAUUCAAAAGGUUUUGAACCCGAAAUCUCGUCAGAAAGACUGAAUGUUUUUCCAAAACUUCCUCAGAUUGAAAUGACCCAGCAGGAACAUAUUGGAGAGUUGAAACACAAUCAUCGCAAAGGCACUUCUUGUCCAGCAUGUCAUGCCCGUACAACUGCCAGACAUCGUGCUAGAGAUACAAGUGAAGUGUCAUGGAAAGGUUCUUCAAAUUUCAUAUUGAAAUGGUUGGAUAGUGUGGUUUGCAAACAAUGUGAGGUGUGUUUUAAUGGAAUCAACGAAGGUCUUGAGGAUAGUUAUAGUUCUGGGUUAAUCUUUGCUUCUUGUAUCAUUUGUGGAGUAACUGUUCAUGCUUUGUGUUACGGGGUGCAAGAAUAUGAAGAUGUCCUUUUUGCAUCGAUGAAAGGCUUGAAGCGAUUUUUUCUUUGCUCUCCAUGCUCAGAAGAAGCUUUCAUGGCAUCAUGUGUAAUAUGCAGUAGGAAAGGAGGUGCGUUGAAGAAAACUGAGGAUGGAAAUUUUGCACAUUUGUAUUGUGCUCUUUGGACGCCGAAAGUUUUUGUGAAGAACACUCAGUUUAUGGAACCCAUUGUGAAUUUGGAAAUGGCGAAGAAUACGUCACCAAACGGCAAUUGUGUAUUCUGUUCAAAGGAUAAUUCUGGCAUUACAGUUUCUUGUGGAUUUCCUGAUUGUUCUCAGUGUUUUCAUGUUUACUGUGCGCGAGACGCCGGUCAAAAGCCAUUUAUAGUGUCGGCUGCUGAAGGAGGAUACCAAUUUCUGAUUUUUUGUCCAUUUCAUAAAAUGUCGCAUUACCAUUCUUCAUCCAAAGACGAUAUUAACGCGGUGCUGAACACAUUGCAGCCAAGGAUUUUGAAGAAAUCAAAAAAGUCUUCCAUAUAUAGUGAAGAUCGAAGCCAUGAAGCUGUUCUGAAUUCGAAACAAAAGAUUCGAAACGAUAUGCAUUCUAAUGAAAGGAACGAGAGGGGCAUGGUUGAAGCUCAUUUGAGGCUCAAGAAAAAGGACUGGAGUGCAGCUGCUUUAUUUAAAUUGCAUAAUAUUGGAAAGUCUCAGUUAUUAAACUUUGAAAUAAUCGAUCGUCAACAGAUUGACAGAGUUGUAUAUUCCUUCUUAAACCCUGAUAAGAAUAGGAAUACGCGUGAACUCUGUGACAGCGAUGAAAUAUGGGAAGCUACUCAGAAAACUAUCGAACAAGAGCAAAUCUUGUUUGGAGACCACAAGGGCACUAUCGAAAAAAUAGCUGGUGCUUUAAAGCAUAUUUACAAUCGAGAGAGCAGCAUGAAGACAGACUUGAAGAUGGAGAAGAAGAUCUUAAUGAGCCUCAAAGGGAUUCAAAAGGUACGCAAAGCUGUUGAUGCCAGUCGACCAUCUUGUCUUCGUCAUGGGGGUGUCGUGUCUGUCAACACAGCACAGAAACGUUUACGUGAACUUCUGCAGGAUAGUGCUGCGAUGAAGGAAGCAAAGGAGGACGUCUUACCUGUCGAUUCCGGUCCUCAUCGACGACGCACACAAGUUAUUCGGAAUGCUGCUGCAAAGAAUUCAUCUUCAGUUUCCCCUGUGAAACUGAAACCAGUUGUGAAGGAAGAAGAUAACUUUGAUUUUCCUCCUGAUCUUCCGCAAGAACUUACUGCAUGUUGUUCAGUAUGUGGUAGUGGAGAUUGUGAUGAAAUUGGAAACGAUAUAAUCCUUUGUGAUGGCUGUCAUGUUGCAGUUCAUCAGACCUGUUAUGGAGUGCGCUCAAUCCCUGAAGGUGAUUGGUUUUGUAGUUCCUGUAUUGCAGUGGGCAAGACGGAUAGGAAUGACUCGGAGAUUUCUAAGUCGUCGUUGGGUUAUCAUUAUCCAAGUUCAGAUGAAUCGGUCCCUGAUUCUCAUCGUUGCAUUCUUUGUCCUAUGGUUGGAGGUGCACUGAAACCUACAAACGUUGAAGGCAAAUGGGCUCACGUAUCUUGUGCCAUGUGGCUUCCCGAGACCUAUUUUGAUAAUCCUGAGGCAAUGGAACCAAUUAUGGGUUCUGAGAAGGUAAUUGCAGAAAGGUGGAGUUUAAAGUGUUCGGUAUGCAAUCAACGUAAUAUUGGUCCCUGUAUUCAAUGUACACUUCGUCAUUGUGGGAGAGCAUUUCAUGUUUCUUGUGGAAUUUCAGCUGGUUUGCAUAUGGAAAUCAAGGAAGAUCCAAGUAAAGGAGCAGGUGUAUCGUUGGUAGCAUUGUGCCCUAAGCACUCAAGAGCACAUUUCUCUGCUACAGAGCACAGCAGAAUCGUCUCUUUAAGGAAGAGGAGAAGAAGCAGCGGGGGAGGCAAUGGGAUAGAAUUAAAUCAGAAGCCAAAUAUGUCAAGUUUGCAAGGUAAAGAUGAUUUCGUGCGCACCGUGUCUUUAGAUGACAACAACAAAUUUGAAUAUAGCAUCUCACCAAGCAUAUCAGCCUUGGAAUCAGAGGAUGAUAUCAGUCUUCAUCUAGAGAGACUUAAGAAACUUUAUCAGAACUUAGAGGAAGUGAGAAAUCUUUGUGAUUUGGUUCGAAAAAGAGAACAUUUAAAGCGAGGACUUGUUCUGGUGGCUUUUAAAAUCUACAAACAACAUUUUUCAGAGAACUUGGAAAGUCUUCUGAACGGAAAUGACGACGUGAGUGAGAAAGUUGCUUUGGAGGAUAGUGUAGUCCAACAAGGAGAAAAUUAUCGGCAGAAACCAUUAAAGUUGCGUUUAAGAGGAGGUGGCUUUGCCACUUUAUGUGAGAAACGACAAGAUAAUAUGAAUGAUGACGAUAGUAUUGCUGAAACGUCAUUGACGCCUCGUGCAAGUCGAAGUGGUAUGGUUGGUGCAGUCGCAGCAUCAGCAGCAGCUGCUGUUAGAGCUGCCGGAGCUGCUUUCCGUUUGCAUCGCAGUGAGUAAGAUAUGAAUUCUUACAAUGAAUUCUGGUUUAUUUUA